This is a messenger RNA of Bacidia gigantensis, 1428 nucleotides long. RefSeq lists its product as uncharacterized. The coding region runs from base 1 to 1428 and encodes 475 amino acids. The transcript is spliced from 3 exons. The record is from RefSeq and is a predicted model, not a curated record. Gene Ontology annotation, biological process: DNA-templated transcription. Gene Ontology annotation, molecular function: zinc ion binding; DNA binding. NCBI's taxonomy places the organism in Eukaryota, Fungi, Ascomycota, Lecanoromycetes, Lecanorales, Ramalinaceae.
AUGACUCAAGAAUCGGGGACAACCGCUACAGAUGAGCUUCUAGAUGCUUACUAUAGAUUCUUCAAUGCUGCUCAUCCUUGCGUGCUCCCUCGGCAAUGCCUAGAGUUGUACUUGAUAUCAGACCCUCUGGGGCUCAAGCUACUCUAUUCAAUUAUGCAGUUCAUUGGCUCAUUGUACUUACCGUCGAUUUCAUCUGCGGCAAUUGAAGUACAAGUGCUAGAGGCUCUAGCAGAAGACCAGGUUUGCACUGCGCAAUCAAUAGGCUACCGGGUGCAGGCCCUAGUCUUAUACUCCAUUGCCGUCUUUUGGCGCGAUGAGAUCAACAGAGGCCUAGCAUUGCUUGAUCAGGCUAUUUUCGAGGCUCUAGGUGCCGGCAUGAACCUUCAGGAAUUUGCCACGAAGCAUGGCUGCGGGAGUCCCAUCUUGGAAGAGAGCUGGAGACGAACGUGGUGGUUGAUAUACACAACAGAUGGUCACGUUGCCGGUAGUACUCACUCAUUUCUAUUGAGAACUACCAACAUCACCUCCACUGUGGACUUGCCCUGCGAAGAAGAAGACUAUGAGCUGAUGUGCGUUCCUAAUUCAAGGACACUGUCGGAAUUUGACAUGCGAGAGUUCACAGACAAUAAUGGCGAACAAUUUUUAUCCUUUGCUCAGCUCGUCGGUCUCGUACGCAGCCUCGAUACUGUCUUCUCAAACGGACGCAAGUCCGAUCCUUCAUUUAUCUCCACUCUUACUACAGACUUUGAUGCGAGCAUCAUGGGCUGGUAUUCCUUGCUUCCUCAAUCCAAACGGAAAUUGUUGCGUACAAAGGGCAAGUUAGAUGAGCAACUCUCCAGAGCGAACAUGUUGAUUAAUACAUACCUAGUUGUCAUCCAUCGACCUUUGUCGGAUCUAGCAUACUGCGCUGUGGAGUCCGUGUCGAGAUGUGCGCCUCCACCGCCGGCAGGAUACUCGAGUCCAGACGAGAAUCAUGCUUCAGAGACUCACACGCCAAAGAUACUUCACGGCAUUGAAGCAUUCAAUAAUUUGCUCACGCUAUCCAGCAGUCUGAAAGCACAUACUCCGUUCAUCAUCUGCAUGAUCGCAGUCACAACGAUUACACAUCUGUCCGCUUGCAAAUAUGUGCUUCGAGGCCAAGCAUUGAAGCUUGCUCGUGAGAGGAUCCGUCUCAACAUGGGAAUUCUGAAAGCUCUGGGAGAAUCCUGGCCACUCGGUGAGCGAACUUAUCGAGAAGUCGGAGUGAUAGCCCGCGAGAUCCUGUGUCUAGUAGACCAAGAGAUCUUUCCUCCUCCUGCUUAUUCAUGUGAACAUAACACGUCCUUCUCGAUGGCCAAUCAGUUAACUUUCGAUUUCGAUUCCGUAACUGACCUGGUCAACACAUUUGGAUUUGAGCGAAGCGGCCUCAGCACAGGUGUUGCGGUGUGA